GCGUAAAUCCGACUUAAAUCCCACGAUAAAUCCGAUACCAAACAGCCCCUUAGAUUUACCGUGAGAUUUAACUUUGCUUUUUUUGACGUUUGGCAGGAUUUAGCACAAUCCUAACAUAAAUUCGGCAUACAUUCUGCAUCCAAACAGCCCCCAAAGCUGUCGACCUAGAUUCAUUUGGAAUGUCUGCUUUCAUUAACCAUCGUCUUGCCUAGCCGGCAACCAUCCCUCACCUCUCUGGCAGCUAUCUUUAACGGUGCCUGUGACCAUCCCUUGUUUCUCCUGAGCUUUCUCUCACAGUCAGCGUGGCCACAGUCUCCAAGCAGGGAGCUCCCUCAUCUCGCAGACACAUUUAUCUUCCGUCGUGAUAUUUUAAGAAACAACAAGUUUUUUUCUCAAAUAUUGAGAUGAUAUUUCCAACACAAUUAGAAUCUGGAGUGCUUUCUAGUUUGCAAUCAGUGCAACCCAUUCAGCAUGAUUUUAACACCUUUUGGCGAGCAGACCAAGUUCAUGAACAUUUAAGGAACUUGCAGGAAACUAUUCAUCUAUUAAAAUCAGUGCAGAAAGAACUAGAGGGAAUUUAUCUAAUCAAAAGAUCCAAUUAUACUGUUGAAGGUGAUGGAAUGCCUUCUAAUCACUUGCAAGGACAAAAGUUGCUUUCUCCUCCCUCUGAUUCCUUUGGGAAUGAAAUGCUUUAUAAUAUAACUGAGAUAAUCAAAGAGAAGAAAGUUUACCCGGAAGUACAAGAAUCUCUUUCUUUAGAAGCCGCGAACUCAUUAGUUGCAACUGUGAAAAGCCAACUUUCCCCAUUUAAUGCCAUCACGAGCCAGACAAGUCAAUGGGAGGAAAAAUCCUUGGCAGUGAAGUUAGUUCAAAAGCUGCAAAAGUACAAGAGGAAUAAACAUUGGAAAAAGAGAAAAAGAAAACAAGUUGCAGAGCUACUACAGAUGGAGCAUGAACGAUAUGAUAAGGCCGAUGAAGAUGCUGAUGAGUGGAGGGCAAGAGAGAUUGCCAAGGACAUUGGAAAACGCAAG
Dendrobium catenatum is the source of this 1031-nucleotide messenger RNA. RefSeq names its product U11/U12 small nuclear ribonucleoprotein 59 kDa protein-like. The transcript is spliced from 4 exons. The record is from RefSeq and is a predicted model, not a curated record. The annotation marks the transcript as partial. Lineage: Eukaryota; Viridiplantae; Streptophyta; Magnoliopsida; Asparagales; Orchidaceae.